GGGAAGAGCUGCAUCCUUUGCACUUUGCGCAUAUUGCAUGAGAAACAUAAACUGAAUGGAUUUAGAGGUUAAAGGAGUGGCUGCUUCUAGGAGCCAAACUCAGCUAUUUUCUCAAAGAAACUGCCCACUACAACAAGGAUGGACUUCCAGACCGUGGGUGAUACAGAAUUCCUGCCUACCUAUGGUCCCACCACUUGACUUGGGAAGCCUUGUUGACUCUGAUGAGGAGGAUAAUUUUUCACAAGUUCCACUUUGUUCAGUGCAUUUUAACCCACCAAAGUUACCUUCUGUUCUUUGUUGGGUUACACCAUAUCAAAAACCACAUACUCAGCAUCAUAUAAAUGAAGUGGAACAAGACAUAAUACCUGAAGAUUUGCCACCACCACCAGGCAGAUAUAAACUAAAAUAUCAGCAGUAUGCAAAUGAAAUGAAAGAGGGUUACAAACAGUAUAUUCAGAGAAAUGCAGAUAAGGCAGAAGCACCUAGCGUACCGCGAGAGACGUCAAGAAACAUGAUAAAUGAAAAGUGUGAACAGGAUGAAGAAGCAAAAGUGGAUGACCUUACAACUUUGGAUAGGAAAGCCCUCUUACAGCAAGGUUAUGCAGACAACCCUCACCUUGUACAACACAGUGCAAGGAAAUCAGAUGCGGAAAUCAUGGCUGUGGAGAAGAAGAAGCAGACUGUGGAGGAGCAGAUGAUGAUAGACCAUUUAUCUAGGGCUGUCAUCAGCGACCCAGAGCAGAGUGUACUCACUGCCGAGAACCGAGAAAGGGCUCAGGUCCCUCCAGGCUCAGAGAGGGCGCUGCUUCGAUUCAGGAAAAGAACGCUGCAUGAAACGAAGAUAAGAACUGAGUCCACAUUCACUGAAAAUGUGCUUUCUCAUAAAGUAGAAUUUGAUGGCAGGAUCUUAUCAAGAAAUGGACGUGAUGCCUGCAGAGAACUGACUGUAUUCUUCUUUACUCACGAUCAGUCCCUUACUGUGUAUGAAUAUAAGCAAUUUGGGAAAAAUAGAACAAUUGUGCUUCCUUUUAUUAAAAAAAACAUUUAUAGUCAUCAGUGUGGACGAAGAAAAGGAAAACAAUACCAACUUGGUGAUUUUUAUAUCGGUGCGACUUUGACAUUUUUGAGUUGUGAUCAUCCCAGCCUUCCAGAGAGCAUUAAAGAAAAUGUGUUACUUCGACUUAGAAUCACAAAUAUUGAUCAAACAGCUUUGGAUUCUUUGAAAAGUGCUUCUGCAGAACAUGAGGAAGACAUAGUCAGCCAGGAAGCCAAGGACAGGCUGUUCCUCAGGGUCAUUCAAGAUGAAUUAAAAGAGCAAUUAUGUAAAAGAGGUGUUCGAAUUUUGACUGGAUUGGGAAAAUACUUUCAGCAUUUGGACAAGGAGGGAAAAGGAUUUUUAGAAAAGGCAGAUUUUCAGCAAGCUCUGAAAGCAUUUCACAUAGAAGUAUCUGAAAAGAACUUUGAGUCUUCGUGGCUAAUUCUGAUCGGCACUGGCCAUGACAAGGACAAGGUUGAUUAUGGAGAAUUCAAGCGGGCCAUUAUUGGUGAAAUGAAUGAAUAUAGGAAAUCAUUUGUUCGAAAGGUGUUCAUGAAACUGGAUUUCAACAAAACUGGCAUUGUGUCUAUGACAGACAUAAGAAAAUGUUAUUGUGCAAAGAAGCAUCCACGUGUGAUUUCAGGCCAUUCGACAGAGGAAGAAAUCAAAUCUUCUUUUCUAGAGACAUUAAAAGAUGCCUGCAGCAAGUCUGAUGAAGUGUCCUAUGGUGAAUUUGAAGAUUACUAUGAAGGUCUAAGUAUAGGGAUAGCAGAUGAUGAAGAUUUUGCUAACAUCUUACGCACUCCAUGGGGAAUCUAG
This is a messenger RNA of Nannospalax galili (Upper Galilee mountains blind mole rat), 1855 nucleotides long. It is a transcript of the gene Caps2, whose product is annotated as calcyphosine 2. The transcript is spliced from 18 exons. Lineage: Eukaryota; Metazoa; Chordata; Mammalia; Rodentia; Spalacidae. The coding region runs from base 56 to 1855 and encodes 599 amino acids. Gene Ontology annotation, molecular function: calcium ion binding. The record is from RefSeq and is a predicted model, not a curated record.